Molecule: messenger RNA, 1127 nt
Organism: Xylaria bambusicola
Lineage: Eukaryota; Fungi; Ascomycota; Sordariomycetes; Xylariales; Xylariaceae
Product: 40S ribosomal protein S5
Exons: 4
Coding region: 127-768 (213 amino acids)
Biological process (GO): ribosomal small subunit assembly; translation
Cellular component (GO): ribosome; cytosolic small ribosomal subunit
Molecular function (GO): structural constituent of ribosome; mRNA binding; rRNA binding
Source: RefSeq, a predicted model, not a curated record
CCUUCGCCUGCCGAAGUGAAGCCGGCCAAAAACUUCCAAGUUCUGUUCUGCAUCUCAAUAUCGCGACGCCUCCCCACCAUUUCACUUCACAUCUUCCACCAGCCAGCCAGCCAGUUACUGCCCAACAUGUCUGACAACGGUGAGAUCGAGGUCGAGUCCAGCACCUACCAGGUCCUUCCCAAGGACGUCGUUGCCGAGGUUGGAAGCAUCAAGCUGUUCAACAGAUGGAGCUAUGAGGAUGUUGAGAUCCGUGACAUCUCGUUAACCGACUACAUCCAGAUCCGAUCACCAGUCUACGUACCUCACUCUGCUGGCCGAUAUGCCGCCAAGCGAUUCCGCAAGGCCAACUGCCCCAUCAUUGAGCGUUUAACCAACUCGCUCAUGAUGCACGGCCGCAACAACGGCAAGAAGCUCAUGGCUGUCCGUAUCGUUGCCCACGCUUUCGAGAUUAUCCACCUCAUGACCGACCAAAACCCUAUCCAGAUUGCCGUUGACGCUAUCGUCAACUGCGGCCCCCGUGAAGACAGCACACGUAUUGGUUCCGCUGGUACCGUCCGACGACAAGCCGUCGAUGUUUCUCCUCUGCGUCGUGUCAACCAGGCCAUCUCUCUCCUUACCACCGGUGCCCGGGAGGCUUCUUUCCGCAACGUCAAGUCCAUUGCCGAGUGCCUUGCUGAGGAGCUUAUCAACGCUGCCAAGGGUAGCAGCAACUCGUACGCCAUCAAGAAGAAGGACGAGUUGGAGCGUGUCGCCAAGAGCAACCGAUAAAGCAAGGUGGCGAUCUCUUUCUGGGUUUUCUUCGGCGUGGACGAUCUGGGCAUUUUACACUGUGCAUUUGUGCGUUCUGGCUUAGGCGGGAUGUGGUAUCAUGGCAUGAUAGUCAUAUAGAGCGUAUCAAUACAGCUCUGCCUAGGAGGGCAAAAAAAUGAACUCAAAAUUACGAACUUCAACGAACUUGUCUACCAACCACGGUGGUUAUGAACUAGUGAGCUGGGUUCUUGGAGUACGGGAAUGUCUGAUAAUUUCUACUGUAGGCUAUCGGAUUGAAAUUAGAACAGAACAACCCACAGCAUCGUCACGAUGAGAAGAUGCCGAGUACAUGGAAAUUUAUUAUUUAUUGUGCCAAC